GCAGUCUGUGCGUACCUGGGAGGUUAAACCCAGGGAAAAGACUCCCUGCUCUUUCAGUUUCCGGAAGAUCAUUGUAGCCUAAAAGAAAGAAAAUGGAAACCUGAAAUCGCACUUAGCUAAACAGUCGAGCGUUUUUGAGAGAAUAAAAGAAGAACAAUUUGGAAGCACGAUUACAUUGCUGCCAACAUCAUUGAACAGCAGCUGGAUCUUGCUGAAGAUUGGAGAGCAUCCCUCAUCCUCCCUCCCUUCUGAAUCAAUGGAAGGGUCUGACAGUUCAGAGCAGAGUGGCAGUGACCAGCCAGAGUCGCAGCGCAGAAGGCAGCUGGACCGCCUGGACAGAGAGGAGGCCUUUUACCAGUUUGUCAACAAUCUCAGUGAUGAGGACUAUCGUCUUAUGAGAGACAACAAUCUUUUGGGCACCCCAGGAGAGGUAACAGAAGAUGAGCUGUUUAAUAGACUGCAGCAGAUCAAGGAUAGUCCAGAACAGCAGAAUAACAGUACCAGUGCCCCCAGUACUGAAAGUGGAGACGAUCCAGUUGAACCACCAGAAAACUCUGAAGAUCCUGCCAAUGGGGAUAGUCUCUUAGACUGGCUGAACACAGUAAGGCGCACAGGCAACACAACAAGGACUGGCCAUCGUGGAAACCAGUCAUGGCGGGCCGUAAGCCAGACCAACCCAAACAGUGGCGAUUUUCGAUUCAGCCUGGAAAUCAGUGUGAAUCGGAACCUGGCUGAACAGCAGGCUGCUGCUGAAGGGGAGCAGGAGGCUUCUCAGGAGGCUUCUCAGGAGGCUUCUCAGGAGGCUUCUCAGGAGGCUCCUCAGGCGGCUUCACAGGAGGUUUCUCAGGAGGGUUCUCAGGAGGUUUCUCAGGAGGCUUCUCAGGAGGCUUCUCAGGAGACUCCUCAGGAGACUCCUCAGGAGGCUUCUCAGGAGGCUCCACAGGAAACUCCACAGGAGACUCCACAGGAAACUUCUCUGGAGACUUCUCAAGAGACUUCUCAGGUGACUCCUCAGCAGACUCCACAAGAGUUUUCAGAGGGUCAAGAAGUGGAGACAACUGCUGAAUCACAGGUGGCAAAUGAGGAACCACAAGUGCCCAUGGAGACAGAAGUGGUAGAAGAACCAGUUGUAGAAGAACUGGCUGUCAUAGUUGAGCCAGAGCCAGAGCCUGAACCAGAACCAGAGCCACAGCCAGAGCCUGAACUAGAAGAAGUUGUUUCACAAGAGAUUUUAGAAGAGCCUCCCAGCCCCCCUGCCCCCCUGCCAGUACAUCCCCCACUUCCUCCUUCUCCACGCAGAGGACAAAGGAGAGCCCGCAGCCGCAGUCCAGAACAACGCAGGACCAGGGCCCGUACAGCCAGGAGCCGCUCCCCUCUUAACCUGGAUCAGCUGGAUGGUCUCCCUAAUUCAGGUCAUGCUCACAGUUCUCAAGGUUUCAACCCUACCACCAAUGUUCCCCCUGUGCCUCAAGUGGAGGGCAGUUCACGGACUCGACAACAUGUUCUUUCUAGGCAAAGCACUGCUGACAGUGAUGUUCAGCCAUCUAGGGCUGGUGCAGAAACAGUCCCAGAGGUCCAAAAUGUGGCCUCACAGGAAGGAGAAGCUGCUGGGGGGGAAGGGGGUGCAGCAGGGCGCCGUCCCCCUACUAUUAUGCUAGAUCUUCAGGUGCGUCGUGUGCGCCCAGGCGAAUAUCGCCAAAGAGACAGCAUUGCUAGCCGCACCCGCUCGCGCUCCCAGAACUCAAACAACACCUUUCUUUAUGAGAGUGAGCGCGGUGGAUUUCGUAGGACUUUUUCACGCUCUGAGCGUGCUGGUGUGAGGACCUACGUCAGCACUAUUCGCAUCCCUAUCCGAAGAAUCUCUGAUGCAGGUUUGGGAGAGGCAACCUCAAUGGCUCUUCAAUCUAUGAUUAGGCAGAUUAUGACUGGUUUUGGUGAACUGGGCUACCUCAUGGAUUCGGACUCUGACUCUUCAGAUUCAAACCGUGGAGCCAACACUCCUGGGGAUCUGGCUGAAGCCCUAAACAACCCAGAUGCUACUCCUGCUGCCGCUCCUGUUGCUGAUGUCGAUGAACCACCUGUGGCUGCGGGAGUCAGAGCAAGGACAGCAGAGACUGAUAUUGAGGAAGGUCUUGCCACCGCACCACCUGCCUCUGGUGGCAGAGCUCGACCUAGACCCCCUAUCAGCCUAGAGGAGCCCAGCUCUCUGCCCUUCCUGCGGCUUGCCCACUUCUUCCUCCUAAAUGAUGAUGACGAGGACCAGCCCCAAGGACUGACCAAAGAGCAGAUUGAUAACCUCUCAAUGCGCAACUUUGGUGAGAGUGAUGCCUUGAAGACUUGCAGUGUCUGUAUAACAGAAUAUGCAGAGGGUAACAAGCUACGUAAGCUGCCCUGCUCUCAUGAGUACCAUGUGCACUGCAUUGAUCGCUGGCUAUCCGAAAACUCCACCUGCCCCAUCUGCCGCAGGGCUGUCUUGGUAUCGGCCAACCGAGAGAGUGUGGUGUAGCUUCUAAAAGACUGCAAGAUUUUUUUGUCUCAAGUUAAGUAAUCUAAUAUCCCAAGUCCAUGAAAGGCUUUGAGGAAAUGUGUCCUCACUGUUGAAAUGUAUUUCCCUCAUACCAUUUGUGAGUUUGAUCAUAAUGCAGUCACAGGUUUGAUUUGGGGAGCUCUAUACAGUGACAUCGGGACAUAUUCAGUCUCCACUAAGACACUUAUAAUUGCAGUCCAAAGUUAGGCACAAGCAAUGCAUGCUGUUUGAAUCAACCUGGAGUGACCAAGCAGUUUGUUGCGUUGCAUCAAGCCAUGCACACAAGCAGGCCGGUAUCUCUUAAAGAAUCCCCUGGUUAUAAAUGCUGCACACCUGCAGGUAGUUCAGGCACAUCUGCUAUUUUGUAUUAACUCCUAAAUGGCGCCUUAUAUACCGGAAGUUGGGUAUAGGUACAAUUCUUAGAUACACCAUUUCAAAGUAUUAGCUGUAAAUAAGCUUGUAAAAAUAAUUUUAAAUCAUACUUUGUAUCAGUGAAUUGGUUUUGAAUUGUAAAUUAUCUCGUAUGAAGAUUAGGGCCGCGUUGGCCGCAAUUACUCUCUAUCGGAGCAUCCCUAAAUUUGCUGUUAAACAAAUAGGUGGUAUUAAUGUACACAGCAUACUUAUUUAGAGAUUGUGGUGUCCAAAGUAUCCAGGACAUUGGUUUUCCAUUUACAGUGUGACUGGUACUCUCCCGUUUUUGUUAACCUGAAAGAAACAAAAUGCUAUUUUGGAGUGGCAUAUACCAUGAAAAACUGUGAUGUGAGGAAUUGUUUAAAAAAAUGUAAUGAUGUACAGACAUAAGGGAAAGAUAAAUCCAACUAGGCUACUUUUGAAAAGUGUAAGUUUAUUUUGGAAUCAUAUAGCAACUUAAUUUUCUUGAUCAUUUUAAAUGAUUGAGUAUUAUUCAUACCAGAAAUAAUGGUGAUAGAUAUUGGGUUGAUAUCAAGUUGUUGGCAUGUGAAUUUUUCCCACCUUAAAAAUACUAUACUAACAGGCAUGAUGUCAGAAAAAUUUAUAAAUAUACUUGCUUUUACUUUUCUUCCCCAAAUGUAAAAGGAUGUUUACUUUUUAAUGUACAAAUGAGUUCACAACCAUUUUGUCCGAUCAUUCAUUAGCUGCAGGUCUUAUUCUUUAUUUUUCCCACUAACAUAUUUGGAGUGUUUAAUUAUUGACCGAUGAAGUUCUCUAAUCUGUUAUGGCAUAGAUCGAAAUGAGCAGAGUUUGAAUGAAAUGAAAUGUCGGCUCUAGCAAGAAAAGAUAUUUUUACCCAGAGGUCCACCUCAAUGUAUAACUGAAAACUUAUUAAACUAAAGGUUUGAGUGUCUGAUAUUUAACAAGUAUGAAAGAAAAUCACAUCAUUGUCUUUGGUCUUAGUUAUGGCUCCAGUAGAAAAUCAAAAUGCUCGAUCACUGUGCCCUCCUCUUGCCCCAUGAGCAGACGCUCCAUAUCAGUGUGCAAUACAUGCUAAAGUGAAAGUAGAGAAAUACACACCAUGAUAUAAAUGUAUGCUAUUGUUAAAAAACAGUUGGUAAUUGCUAAAAUCUUAAAUGAAGACUUAUUACCUUUUUAAAAUGUGUUGAAGUUAUUUUAUUUUAUUUAGAAGUUCUGUAGGUUUUAGUAGCACUGUUGAACAGGGACACUGGCUAAGUAAGACAAAGGGCAUCACUAUUAAUGCCAUCCUGUCAUGUUUCUUGUUCCACUGUUUGAUGUCUUUGCCACAAUUAUUACUUCCCUUUGUGGGACAUAAAAGUUUGAAUGCAAGACAUUGUCAUUGUUGAAUACCAUAAACAUGUAAAUGAAAUGUAUGUUCCCUCUUAGGCCAUUCUUUAGUUUUGGCCUUGUUCUGUGUCACCCAGUGCAGUAUGUUAACUGGGUGUUAAAUGAAACUAACCGCUGAAUUAAACAAGUUGUUAUGCUACAAAA
This is a messenger RNA of Centropristis striata (black sea bass), 4450 nucleotides long. It is a transcript of the gene rlim, whose product is annotated as ring finger protein, LIM domain interacting. Bases 257 to 2506 code for a protein of 749 amino acids. The transcript has 4 exons. Gene Ontology annotation, cellular component: cytoplasm; nucleoplasm. Gene Ontology annotation, molecular function: ubiquitin protein ligase activity. Gene Ontology annotation, biological process: ubiquitin-dependent protein catabolic process; random inactivation of X chromosome; protein ubiquitination. The record is from RefSeq and is a predicted model, not a curated record. NCBI's taxonomy places the organism in Eukaryota, Metazoa, Chordata, Actinopteri, Perciformes, Serranidae.